AUUAUCUUCCUUUAUUCAAUGUAUUUAUCGCGGCGUAAGCAUCAAUGCUCUCGCCGUUCGGGUAAGGAGCUCGAGUCGAGAGCAAGCUAGCGCUAACAUCCCAACCGCACCAAGGAUGGAGCAAGUUCCGGCCGUUUUGACGGAAGACGUUCAGCCGGAGAAACAAUCGACAGUCAUGGAUGGGACGUCGGCAAACAACGAUUUAUCGCCGACCGAAGACACCGCGGACAGCAAGUGCCCAGCCUCUGUUCAAGAGCUUAGGCUAUUCUGCCAAGAUUGCGGGGAAGCCUUUGGUGAGGAGGCAGCCUACUUGGACCAUCGCAACCAGCACCCCGAUGGGAAGUGCGCAAUGUAUCUGAAGCCGGUGGACUAUUCAGAUGAGGCUGACGAAGAAGAGGAAAGUACUAGUUCCUGUCAAUUAUGUACGUUGUCGUUUGCCGAUAUGAACGAAUUCCGGACCCACAUGGAAACCCACCGCGUUCAGUCAUCUGACACCCAAGAGAUUUCUGGCCUCACAAAGCAGAACUCCUUUGAAUGCGCUGAUUGUGGGAAGAGGUAUUCCAUGCUAGGGCACUUUCUCAAUCAUCAGCGCACCCACAUACAGGCUUCCAAAUCUCUAUUUAGUGACUUGGAGGAUUUAAAGAAAAAGUCCUUUCAGUGCGAGAUUUGUGGGCGGAAUUAUUCUCGUGCGUCUGCCCUUGAUGCCCACCGACGCGGCCAUGAAGAAAAGUUAUUUAAACGUCAAAACAAGACUUCAAGACGCGCGGCUGAUACCGAUGAGUCGGCACUCGAACCAGUUGAAAAGCGGAGUCACGGUGCUGCUGAGAAGGUUUUCAAAUGCGGUUGUGGGAAAACGUUUCCGACUGGGGUGCGCUUGAAGAUGCACAAGCGAUUCAGCCACAAUAGCAAUUGCGUACCAGAAGAAACGACGGGAAAGCUGAAGAAAAACGUUUUCUACUGUCGAGAAUGCAGGAAGGUGUUCCAUGGCCGUCUUGCCUGGUUCAACCACGAGAAAUGGCACGAAAACCACUCGAAAGAUUCUCCGAACCGAUUUCAAUGUGAAAAAUGUGGAAGGGUUUUCAUGACCCAAACCUUCUAUUACCGACAUUACCGCAUGGUGCACAGCGGCGAGACUCCAGCUAAGUCGUUUCUCCAUCAAGUGGACCAACUGGAGAAGAAAAGAUUUGAAUGUACAGAGUGUGGUCUGAAGUUCUCCAGACCAUCAGCCCUUCACGCUCAUCAGCUUCAACACACCAAUACCUUUGGAGAAACUGAGAAAGUGUCCCAGGUGCAUUCUUCUCUGCCACAUGAGGAAACUUGGGAGGGAGAACAGAAAGCGACUCAGCAGUUAAGCGAUCAAUUCCCGGCAGAGAAUGUGAUUGGUGACGUUAGGAUUGAAGAUGACCCAGAUGUUAAUGAGCCUGAAGAUGAUGUGAUGGAGAGUUAUGAACCCGGGGACUUCAAUGUCCUGGUGAUUAGUGCAAGUGAAUCAGAGGAUGAUGCUGUCCAAGACAUGAACCCUAACCUUGAAUCAGGAUCCGGAUCUGACCGAGACAACGUUUCAUCCAGUAAUCUGGUUUCCAAACCAGAGCUUGACUUGAAAAUUGUACAGGUGGACUUUGAGCCUCCCAAGGAGCAGCGCCCACCAGCAGCGGAAGCAGCCGAAGACAACGCAGCCAAAGAACGAUUUGAUUGUCCAGAAUGUUACCGGUGGUUUACUAGUGCGGCAUCACUGCGGGCUCACAUAGUGUGGCACACCUAUCGUAAGAGGAGACGUCAGACGAAAGGUCAGUCAGAGGAAGUUUACACACGUGACAAUGAAGCCCAUACCUUUGCGGCAAGUGAUUUUGCAGAGUAUGAGAUAGAAACUAACCGAGACAUAAACCAGGCAGAACUAUUAAGGCUGAAAACUUUGACAUGCGAGAGAUGUGGUACAAAACUUUCACAUUUGCCCAACCGAUGCGAUGAUCAUUCGCUGUGCCGUAAUUGUCAGACUUCGAGCUUAAUAAACUACAUGAGCAACAGCUCUCUACAGAGGAUAGAGAGCAUUUCGGCUACUGCAAAAGUAUACAAUCCAAAGAAAACACUUCUCGGGCCCAAGAUUUACCACUGCGAGCAGUGUGGGAAAGGUUUUUGGUCUUUGGGGGCUUAUUUGCAUCAUAAGCAGAGUCCUAGUCAGUGUAUAGACGUGAGGCUUCGAACCGGUCUUGCACAACCAGCGCACCGUGGACGUUCUUCCUCCAGCAUGAAGGCCGCGUGUCCCGUGUGCGGUAGAAAGUUCCGACACAAGGGAAUCAUGACGUUGCACAUGCGCACGCAUGAAAAUGGAGAUCACAAGUGUGACAUCUGCAGCAGAUCGUUUCGCCUUUUUUCCAGUCUGAUUAGACACCAAGUUGUGCAUAAUGAACUCCUGCCGCCGCCUUGUAAAUCUUUUCAGCACCAAGUAGAGCAAGUACAAAAGAAUACGUACAGCUGCCCCGACUGCGGUAAGCUGUUUUCUCGGGCCAAAGCGCUUCAGUUUCACAUGAGGUAUCACGGAAAUGAGAGCGGGCAUUCGCCAUCGCCACCCAGGUCUUGUGGUAGACAGGAGGACCUUCAGUGUGGCACGUGCCUCAAGUAUUUCGGCAAUAGGGCCUCCUUGCGGAUGCACAAAAAGCAGUGUCUUCCAAAAGAAGAGAAAUUCGUUGCUGAGACAGGAAGCCGAAAUAAUAACGAGACAGGGAAAUUAUCCAAGGUGACUUCUGAAGACAUCACGGCGAAGUUACCACUUAAAGUUAAAAAUGAAAUGGAGGAGGGAGAGGGGGAAUGUCCAAAUACUAGUGAUGACAGCGAUUUCAAAUACAAGUGUAACAAGUGUGAAAAAAGCUUUUCAGUUAUUGGCGCGUUGAACUUGCACAAAAGAAUUCACGCAAGGGGUUACAAUAAAGUCGCAAAAGCAACCUUGUCCUUAGCGCAGAGUGAGGAAGCGUUAAGGAAAGAUUAUCCAUUUCCGUGCUCAGAAUGUGGGAAGCGAUUCUUGUCCAACUCUGCCCUCGGCUCUCACAAACGAUGGCAUAAAAAUGACAAACUGCUCCAUCUUAAAGAACAGGUUUCCGACCUCUGCCCGAAGCCGUACCAAACGUCCGCACGGCAGCCUCAAUCUGACAUAAAACCCAAGACUCGCCACGCAUAUGAGCAAAGCAACCCUCCGGAAACGAGAGAUACCGAGACGGGUGACAACUCGCUCAAAGCGGACCGGGUUAUGAACGACGGGGGCGAAUCCGUCUCGAUGACGACGAUCGAGAAAAAUUACCAGUGUCCCCUCUGCUUGGCGAGCUUUGCUAAAGCCAGGGGGCUUCGUGCCCACACGUGGCAAGCCCACUCUAAGCGUACAGAAAACAAAGCGAGGCGGGCGUUUGAUGCGCAAAGCAGAAGCGUAGCCGCGAGCUGUGAAAGACUUUCACCAAACACUGACACUCCUCCUUUGGUUGUCACAAAACGUGAGUGUGGACUUUACUGUGAAUCUGCUGCCAGACUCCCUGACCAUAAAUUGUGUCCCGCGUCUGAACCGGUGGCCCAGGCUCCGGAGGCCUUAGCUGAGGUCUUGCCGGCUCACAGCCACCUUUUGGAACCAAUCGUCAAAUGUCUCUUCAAGUGUGGGAAGUGCGGCAAAGACUUCCAGACCGAGGGGCAGUUAGAAACUCACAAGACCAAGUCGAAGAGCAGGCCGUUUUGCUGCGCCCUGUGCUGCAAUGCCUUUCUAACGGAGAAUCAGCUGCAGCAACACCUCGCUUGGCACGACCAGGUCCGAUUUCGGCUCCCGAACGAGGUCCGCUUUCGCCUCAGUGCUGCUUUGACCGCAAAGUCCUUUCUCCCUCACGUGCCAAGCAAACUAGCUCCGAACCAAGAGAGCCACUCGGUCGGUAGCGGCGACGGCUCUCUUUUAUCGUCCAGGUUGUGGAACCAAAAAUGUUUGCGUUGUAAAAGUGCCGCGUGCGAUUGCGCCGGUCCUCCUGCGACCGCCGCCGACUUCAAAUCCCUUUCGAAACAUGACAAGGCAUCUAGUGGUGAUGGUGAGGGCCCCGCAGCCGUUGUUUCAGGAGAUCGAGAUUCCCUUAUUUGUCUUGAAUGUGGAGCUACUUUUAGUCAGGAAACUGAUUUGCACCAGCACUAUACCAAACAUGCGCAAAGCGUGUACUAAAACAUUUUGUUUACAUGGAAAGCUACAUGGAGGCUUCUGCUAUUUGUUUUGGUCGAGAAGAUCCCUUCGUAUGUACGUCGCUAUACUAAUUUAUGUGUCAAUUCUCCGCUUCCAAGACUUUCCAGUAUACCGAACUCGUAUUGUUUAAAUGUUACCAACGGCACUUUUUGCGUGGCACUUUUUAAAUACCUUCGACACGCCUCACGUUUUGGUCUCAGUGAAGCACGCUCACGAUUCUUAAGUUAAAAGUCGGAGGUAAUAGUUGUAUCUAUUUUUCUGCUGCCAUUUAAAAAUUUUAAUGCCAUAUUGGCAGAGCCAACCCAUUGUAUGCACUGUUCAUUUAAAACGAAAGAAGAAAAAAAAAAAUCCUGACAUAGUGCGCUAAUAUUGUCAGUCUAAAAAAUGUACAUUAUGUACAGCUUGUUUUGCAUGAGUUUGCAACUAAGCCCCGCCCCUUUCCAUUGUUUAUUUCUAUAUUGUGGCAAGCUAUUUAUUGAGCAAAUGAAUAUGUGGUACUUGUAUUCAUUUGGGAGGGUUCUUGAUUACUUUGUCGCUUAUUUUGGGGGGAAAGAUCUGUGGAGUAAUUAUGAAUGGAGCUAUUUUUUCCUUAGGGUGAUCAUAUGCCUUUGCCUACAUGUUUACAUCCUGUUUCUGAAGCUAAAAUAAAGGGAUCCAUUGUAGUCUGAAUUAGUGGCUUGUGUAAUCACUUCACACCACUUGACACUAAAGCUCGUGUGAAAAAAAAAAAAUUAAAAUUGCGUAAUAUUUGAUGAGUCAUCUAGACAUUUAAAUCUUUUGCUGACUUACCGUAAUAUCUGGACUAUAAGCCGCACUUGAUUAUAAGAGUCACCCGGUACAUUUUUAACCUAUUCAUGGGACAUCAUGAUUUUCACGCAUUAUAUCCUUCUGUAUAUCAAAUAUUUAAGUGUUUUAUUCUGAUUCUGGUUUUUGGGACGAUCUACUAAGAAAACCCAAGUACCCUCUCGCGGGCAGCGUACCGUUUUUGGGACGAGAUUAUAAAUGAGUAAAGUUAUCAUAUAACUUAACCAUAAAUGAAAAAGAAGUGUUAUUUCCUUGAUUGUGGCAUGUUAAAAUACUCUAAUACCCGAAGACAGGAUGACCUUAUUAGAGAAAAUAGCAGCUAAUAUAACCCUAACCCUAAAGUUGCCAUUUAUAGGCCAGAAAUUACAGUACUGGGUUUAUGACAUUUUGUUGGGAAUCCUACCUAAAUACAGCCACCAAAAUACCAGAAUACCCCAAGACAGGAUGAGCUUUUUAGAGAAAAUAGCGGCUAACCUAACCUGACCCUAACCCUAAAAUCACAGUUUAUAGGCCAGAAAUUACGGUACUGGGUUUAUGACACUUUGUCGGAAAGCCUACUAAAAUACAGGCACCAAAAUACCCGAAUACCCCAAGAGAGGUUGAUCUUAUUCGAGAAAAUAGCGGCUAACCUAACCCUAACCCUAAAGUCGCGGCUUAUAGGCCAGAAAGUACGGUAUUGGGUGUAUGACACUUUGUCAGGAUUCCUACCGAAAUAGAGGCACCAAAAUACCCGAAUACCCCAAGACAGGAUGAGCUUAUUAGAGAAAAUAGCGGCUAACCUAACCCUAACCCUAAAAUUGCGAUUUAUAGGAUGGAAAUGACGGUAUCUUCUCAGUCCUUCACUGUAAUCCACAAAGGUAUAAUCAAUUCAACGGGAUUUUUCUUCUUGUUUUCUGAAAAACAUUCCAAAUGACCUGUUCGGUUAUGCGCAUAAGGCUAACGAUUUAGCAAUCGAAGUCUGCUGACUAAUAUACGUCUUAACACCUGUGAGCGAAGAACUCUUCUGCGACUAAAUGUGCGUAAUGACCUUUUCUCACCUUUACUGAAA
Messenger RNA from Syngnathoides biaculeatus (alligator pipefish), 6050 nucleotides. Its product is annotated as zinc finger protein 184. The record is from RefSeq and is a predicted model, not a curated record. Gene Ontology annotation, biological process: regulation of transcription by RNA polymerase II. Gene Ontology annotation, cellular component: nucleus. The transcript has 2 exons. The coding region runs from base 116 to 4180 and encodes 1354 amino acids. Gene Ontology annotation, molecular function: DNA-binding transcription factor activity, RNA polymerase II-specific; RNA polymerase II transcription regulatory region sequence-specific DNA binding. Lineage: Eukaryota; Metazoa; Chordata; Actinopteri; Syngnathiformes; Syngnathidae.